GCGCAACUUCGUCUUGUUUAUCGAUCACCAUCGAUUGCCAUGCCCCUGUUGACCGCCAAAACCGCACAUCGCACAGAACAGCGUGACUCUGCCUGUUCAUUCCGAAGACAUGUCCACCUCAGCUGAUGCCGAAAGGCUCAAGGUUCAACUAUCCACGCUCCUUUCUCAGGCGCACGAACGAAGCAUAGCUCUGCGAUUAGCGCCCUCUGCGCCUUCCCUGACCAGACCCAUCAAAAAGUCUUUACCUGUCGUAUUGAAGGGAUUGGAUGAGGUCAGAGGGGAUGAUGAUGAUGAGGAGGAGGAGCUGAGGAAGAGUUGGGAAAAGAUCAGAAAUGUGUUGAUGGAGGAUGAGGAAGGCAGAGAUUUGGUGGAAGAGGCGCAAAGACCAUACGCUUCGAGGAGUCAGACGCUGCUGGGUGCUUCCAGCUCCAGCGCUGCAGAAGACAGCGCUGCCGAGACGAGCGAUGCAAGAGCGGCAUACACCUCCAAUACGAAUGCCUUUUCGGACGAGCCCUACAGGGACGAUCCUCGCGCCUCGUCGGGCCCCGCACCGGACUCUCGAGACAAUUCAGCGCUGUACACUGCCCAACAAGCCCAGAUGCAAGCUCAAGAUGGACAGUUGGACGCGCUCGCCCUCUCCAUUGCUAGACAGAGAGAGAUGGGCUUGAGAAUGGGAGACGAGUUGGAAUUGCAUGGACAACUCUUGAAUGAGCUGGACGGGGCUACGGACGGAACGCAGGAGAGGCUGGAUAGAGCUCGUGGAAGGAUGAGCAGGUUGGAGAAGAGCUUCAAAGAACAUGCUUCUUCGUACACCAUCGUAUUCCUCAUCAUUGCUCUGGUCAUCUUCAUCCUCUUCGUCAAGUGAAGCUCAGCGCAGCUCGACUCAGCAUCUCAUUCUCCGAUCGGAACUUGUAGUCUGCUCCCGCACUCGCCCGCCUGUAACAUACCUCUCACCUCGAACGCGCUAGUUGCUCCAAAGCGCUGCGCCCGCCUCAACAUAGUCAUGCUAUCUUACCCGCGCAAACCUUCUACUCGCGACAGACUCGGGCAAUGAUGAUCCGCAACUAUACUAUUAGGAGGAUUAGAUGAUGCCGAGUAGUACAGUGGGGUGACAAA
This is a messenger RNA of Ceraceosorus guamensis, 1116 nucleotides long. RefSeq lists its product as hypothetical. The record is from RefSeq and is a predicted model, not a curated record. The transcript is spliced from 3 exons. NCBI's taxonomy places the organism in Eukaryota, Fungi, Basidiomycota, Exobasidiomycetes, Ceraceosorales, Ceraceosoraceae. Gene Ontology annotation, cellular component: SNARE complex; endomembrane system. Gene Ontology annotation, biological process: intracellular protein transport; vesicle fusion. The coding region runs from base 110 to 865 and encodes 251 amino acids. Gene Ontology annotation, molecular function: SNAP receptor activity; SNARE binding.